Monascus purpureus is the source of this 1536-nucleotide messenger RNA. The record is from the annotation of a GenBank genome assembly. NCBI's taxonomy places the organism in Eukaryota, Fungi, Ascomycota, Eurotiomycetes, Eurotiales, Aspergillaceae.
AUGACAACGUCCGCGGACUCACGGGCCCCGACGUCCUCGACAUCUUCCCCUGCAUCCCAGUCCAGCAAGUCCACUAAGGGCCCGAAAUCGACCCUGCCCGCGGACAAGGUCUUUUCCAUCCAGAUCGGAAGGGAACUGUUUCAGGUAUCUGGGGCUUCGAUCGUAUCGGAUUCGCCGUCGUAUUUUUCGCAGUUCUUCGAAGAGCAGUUACGGACGGCGCAUGGGUCGAACCUUCGGACACUCUAUAUUGAUCGGGAUCCGGUGACGUUUCAGGAGAUCGUGAGGCAUCUACAGGGAUACUAUAUAAAGCCCAAGAAUAAUGAGCAGUUUGUCAGGUUGUUUGCGGAUGCCCAGUUCUACAGCUUACCCCGACUCAUGGCCCAGCUAUUCGAGUCAGAGAUCUACAUGCAAAUAGGCGACCGCGACUUCAGCAUUCCGCGCGACCUCUUCUCGAACCUGGGCGACUCGCCCAAUUUCUUUUCCCUGGGAUUCGCCAUCUGCUGGUCAAAUCCAAAAGAUGUCUUCCCAGGACUAGACCGCAACUCACUCCUUCGUCCACCACCCAUUAAUCCCCCAGCGGUGCCAAACCGCUCCGGCGAGAUCUUUGCGGACAUCAUCCGCCUUCUGAACGGGUACCCCUUGCACAUCCGGAACGAGGAGCACCGCACCUCCCUCCUCCGAGAUUGUCGAUACUACCACCUGCGCGGUCUAGAGCAGAAAGUCAUUCCGCAUGAGAUCUCUGAAAACCCUCUCCGCGGACGGUCCGAAAUCAUCAUCCGUCUCGAGGACGUGCGACAAUCCGGCGUCCAAUUUUCGAGCGAUACACCCGUGUCCUCACCGCUCUCUGACCCAGGUCUAACGGGCGGAUGGGUCGUAUACGCGCGACCCUUUGUCGACGACAAAUCUCACGAUCUGAUCAUCGAAAUCGGCGGAGACAGCGCCACGCUGGAUCUCACGUCCAUGCGGGCCGAUUUCCAUGGUCUUGCCAAAGCCCGCGUGUCGAGCCUGUUCCAGGUCGUCGCGAACAAGAUGAACCUCCCCACCAAGGCACCGCUGGGUCUGAUGAUGAUGUCCGGCGGCGCGAGUGCUCAACCGGCUAGUCCUGCUCAUUCCGCGCUAGGGGAGGAUCGAGUCGCUAUUCGAAUCGGCCGGGAUACCGAUCUGGUCGUGGAUGGCGAGGAAUAUGUCUUUCCUAGUAGUGAUGAUGACAGUAACCCCGCUUUUAGUCCUCAGCCACGUCCGAUGAAACGGAGGAGGAUCGAUAUGGAGCAGAUGGGCUCAGACAUGCUGUCGCCGUUUGAUCCUUCCAGCACGAAUGCAUAUACAUAUACAUCGCCUCAUGCACAUACAGAAACGUCGCGGUUAAACGGGCUCAUGACACGAGACUGGGUCGUGCGGACUGGUCAGUGGCGUCUACGGGUUCAGCGGAAUGAGUCUGCAAAUAGGUUCGAGUUGGUCUUCAUAGCCGUCAAACUGGAUGUGUAUACCACGGAGCGGAGGAGGAAUAAGGCCCGGCAGUUCUUGUCUGGACGUUGA